This is a messenger RNA of Scleropages formosus (Asian bonytongue), 2943 nucleotides long. It is a transcript of the gene wdpcp, whose product is annotated as WD repeat containing planar cell polarity effector. The transcript is spliced from 18 exons. Gene Ontology annotation, cellular component: axonemal basal plate. The record is from RefSeq and is a predicted model, not a curated record. Bases 541 to 2661 code for a protein of 706 amino acids. Lineage: Eukaryota; Metazoa; Chordata; Actinopteri; Osteoglossiformes; Osteoglossidae. Gene Ontology annotation, biological process: establishment of protein localization; nervous system development; cilium organization.
GAAACGCGGACACUGAUUCUCUCCACUUGUUGAUCGGGAGGCGGAAAACGUGGGAAUCAAGACUCGUUUGUGUCUGAGAAUAAUGGCGAUUUGUUGCUCCUCCGUCACUGGAUUCGAGAUGCUAUUUGAGCCGGUAUCCAGGCAACAGACUGAUUAGAAGAAGAGGGAUGGAAUGCGGAUUAAAAACGCGCGGUCAUUGCUGUAACCUUUUUUCGGGUCUGCGCUGGUUCCGAUCGUUCAGCGUGAUGAACCGCGAACUGCGAAGGGCCACGAGGGACCGAGCGGCAGUCGCGUGCUAGUGGUUGAUGAGCGCGUUUCACCCGGGAGGCCGCGUCGGCUCGUGCGGCCCGUGGUUGCUUGGAGACGGAGGAGCGAGUCGUGCACGAGCGCAAACGGAUCGCGGUGUGAAACUCCCACAUGACUGAUUGACGGCAGGGGAGCCAGAGUGCAAGCGUCUGGUUGCUGGAGCUGCCUGGGGGGGCUGUCGUCCUGCUGAGGUCCCCUAGUGUCCCCUGCCUGUCCCUCUCUCCUGGGGGACCCAUGGCGUUCUGUCUGGCGGAGCUCCACCUGUGGUCCUGCAGGAGCAGUCUGAAGGUCGCAGACACGGACAUCGGGACCUACCAGUUCUACGAUAAAGGAGAACCGGGGGGUCCGGAGGAGCACCACUUCUACAGGGAGAAGCAGCAGUUUGCCGAAGCCCGCGGCUACACCUGGACCCCCGGCAACCAGCGGCCCGAGAAGCUGCGGGACUCGCUGAAGGAGCUGGAGGAGCUGCUGCAGACCAGCACGUGCGUCCACUGCCGAUGGAGGAGCAAGCGCUCCUGUCAGCUGCUCCUCAACUCUGGGCUGCUCAUCACCCUGAACCUGUCCGGACCGCAGCUGGACCGGGUCUUUGUGGACCGGACCCUUGUGGGCCGACUCCCAGGGUCCAGCAUCAGCGACGCGGUGAUGACGGACCGCCUCCUCCUCCUCACCUUCACCGAGAAGAAUCAGGUGUGUCUGGUGCACCUGAGCCGCCACGUUCAGGGCUCCCCGGAGCUCGGCCCCCGGUUCGAGAAGCUCUCCCCUUCAGAGCUGAAGGUGUGCUGUGUAGAUCUGCCCGGUCUGCCAGGGAGACGGCUGGACCGCCGCGUCCAUCUCAACAGCGUGCAGGACAUGGCCCUCUGCUGGUGGGCGGCGGUGGACAACGAGGCCUGGCCCUGGUCCCCGGUGUCUAGCCAGGAGGACCGCGCCAAUCUAGUGCUGCUGGCCUGUGGAGUAGGUGCUGGAGGGGGGCUCAAGGUGCUGAGCUGCGUCCGGACGGAGGGCGACCCGCUGGACUGCCGGUUCAGCCUGCGGCAGCCGUACCGAGUCCUGACGGCGGAGCUGGCCGAGGGCGGGGAGUCGGUGCGCAGCUGCGCGUACGAGUGCGCGCGCGGGCGACCCCAGCGCCUGUCGGCGGACCGGGUGCCUGUGGCGGCGCGCCCCGUGUCCUGCAGCCGCGACCCCGGCGAGGGCAGGCUGCUGCUGGGGCUGCGCGACUCCUCCCUGCUGCUGGCCGACGGUGGGAGCGGGCGCCGGGUCGGGACCCGGACCCCCAUGUUGCCCUCGCUGCUGGCCUGGCACCCGACGGGGGCGCUCUUGGUGGCGGCCGGCGCUCAGGGCGAGCUCCAGUGCUUCGACGCCGGCCUGACCCCCAUGGGCUUGCAGCUGCUGACGGAGGACUCGGCCCCCCCCGCGGGCCCCACCCUGCAACUGUCCCGGCACCUGCGUGCCGCGGAGGGGCUCGCGGGCCUGCGGUGGGCCGCGGCCGCGUCUCCGCCCGGCGCCGGGGCCGACGCCCCCGAGGUGCACGACCUGCUGAUGCUCGCGUUCCACGGCGGACCCCUCGCAGCGCUGCGCUUCCGACUGGGAACCCUCACCGGCGGCCAGCUGGGGCCCGCCGAGCUCGUCCGGCAGAGGCUACGCUACGGCCAGGCAGGGGCGGCGGUGGAGCUGUUGGGCACCAUGGACUGGAGCAUAGCGGGAGCCGAGUGCUACGGGAUUCUGGCGACCAUCAUGGACCAUCUGUUUAGGGUGGAGCUCGACGCCGACGCGGAGGCUCAUAUGGAGGCGGCCCUGGGCACCUUCUACGCCCCCCGCAGGCCGUUGUCCCAUACGGUGGUGCUCGAGUACCGAGAUCCCAUCUGCAAGUACGCCCGCAGGUUCUUCCACCACCUGCUCAGACACCAGCGCUUCGAGAAGGCCUUCCUGCUGGCCCUGGACAUCGGGGCCAGAGACCUCUUCAUGGACAUCCAUCACGCUGCCCGCGAUCGGGGAGAAUUGGUUCUGGCCCACGUGGCGAAGCGGAAGGCGAAGGAGAUCGACGCCGAACCGGUGGCCGGAGGAGAGGAGGAGCCGCGUUUACAGGGAGGGAAGAAGUACGGAGUGGAGUCUGCGCAGCCCUGGAGCGGGUCCUCGGAGGGGUCACGUCUCCCUGGAGGCUCCGCCAAAACCGUGGCUCCUUGCAGCAGCGCGUUCGGAGGCAGCUUGGACCAGCAGCAGAAAGGGACACGUCCAGAGGCUGUGACAGCAGACCCCACCUGGCCUUGGAGGAGAGCAGAAACGGACCUCGUUGACGGCGAAGGACAGGCACCUGGGGAAAGCGGAUCUCUCAAAGUCGUUCACUUUGGUUUGGUGUGAGCCAGAUUUGGCCCCGAGUCGUAAGCGUAAGGGACUGGAAACGGAGCGGAACGUCAGCGGAGCGAACGUGUAGAGAGACACGGAACGACGUCGGGGAAAGGAGCUGAACGCGCACACGUGCCAAGAGACAAAGUAAAAAAAAAUAAAUAUAUAUAUAUAUAUAUAUACACACACACACACAUACGGUACAUAUGUGUGCGUGUAUAUAUGGAAAUCAUGUAAUUAUAUAACACGUAACCCUGUUUCUCUUAAUAUACUGUAUUUUAUCUUUUUGUAACUAUA